Molecule: messenger RNA, 1963 nt
Organism: Panicum hallii
Lineage: Eukaryota; Viridiplantae; Streptophyta; Magnoliopsida; Poales; Poaceae
Exons: 6
Coding region: 1-765 (254 amino acids)
Source: RefSeq, a predicted model, not a curated record
AUGCCGCGCGCGCUCGCCUACUCUCGGAAAUGUCUCCUUGUUUUUCCCCAACGAUAUUUUAUCUCUUUCUCCAAUCCUCCGGAGCCAUCCCCUUCCUCCUCCUACCUCAAUCAACUGAAAGGAGCAGCUGCUUGUGUCGCCGGCAACGCGCAGCCAUCUUUGGGAAGCGAAGGAACGGCGGCGCGCGUCUCUCCGGCUUCCCCUCCACCCCCGGCUGCUAAUGGUCGCCGUUCGUCCUCCCCUCUCCGUCUGCCCUCUCUAUCUUCAGGCUGCAGCUCGUGUUUGCUAUCUACAUGUGCAUUCUCCGUGAUUUUAUUAGAUUUGAAGUUCCAUUUGAUUUUUGGUGUGUCAGAUUGGAGAUCGUGCUUGAGUAGAAGUAGCGGCUGGGACAGGGUCCUACAGUGCUCGUUGCAGGGCGUGCCCUCUGGUACUGCUUCUCCAAGUUUCUUCGACCCAAUUACCGAUGCUUCUCGUGGUCACCAUUCACCCUAUCCGCUCCAACUGCCCCUAUCUGUAGCUCUUGUUUACUGUUCGUCUUCCCCCCGCGCCCCAGCUGCCCUUGCUAUCUGCUGCACGCACAUCGAUAAAUUUUUGAGUUCAUCAUUCCCCGUCAAGGAUCCCCUUGACCGCAACCAGACUUCAAUUAACCAAGCGUGCCCCUGCAAUUCCGCUCCCAAGUCAGGUUUCAACAGCUUGUUGGUUUUUAUUCCAAUCAGCUUGCUGUUUUGUUCCUUCCAUUCAGCCUCGAGCAUGUCACAACUCUGAGAUCAUAUUUUUGUCCUGGCCAACUGCAGCAGCUGUGCGCAGCAGGCACAACAACUUCAUUGUGUCUCUUAAUUUGCCUUCUCUCACUAAUUCAGAGUACAUUGUGAUUUUUUCUUCUCUCGGCAGCUAGUGUUCCUGUACUUUUGAAUGACGAUAUGAAUAAUGCUGCAGCUCAUCUCUCUAGCAUGGAUUGUUUCUAUUGGCUAUUUGUCUCAUGCAGGAAAAUUGAGAUAAUCAUCUUACGUAUUUUUUGACCCUUGAUUAGUUAAUUUCCUUUUAUGUAUGUGUGGCCGGUAGCAGCACUUUUGAUAUUGCUUUUGUUCUGUUCACUUGCUUUUUUGGGUCUGAACCUUGCUUUUGUUUUGGCGAAUUUCAGUACAGUAACUACUAUCCAAUCCUUGCAAGAGUAUGUACAAUUUGUUUACUUGUUUAGCAUAGUUUUAGCCUUUAGCGCUAAUCAUGUGCCUUGGUUACUGUUAGUUCAAUUGGCUAAUCAUGUGCACCAUACCAAAUUUAUUUUUGUUGCUGUCAUUUUGCUAUCAGCCGGGUGCACCAAAAAUUUAUCAUUUGAUUCCUAUCUGUUGGUUGCUAUCUGAAUUUUUCUAACUUUAUAGGUUCUGUAUUUUCCUAUCAUAUUUUUGUGAGGUAUUUCAUCAUCACAUUUGUGUUUUCUAUUUUAAAAAUAGUUACUUUUUAUGUACUAAUGAACACUUGAAUAAUUGGUUCAACUAUAAUAUAUUAGCUUGUAAUAAUCUGUUGUUUUUUUACAAUAUCUUUAUAUUUAUAGACCUCUUUAUUAUCUAUGCAUUUGAUUUGUUUUUAUUGAUUGUUCGUAUAACUAAUACUUUUUAUUGCUUUAAAUUGUUUUUAGAUGGCUUCUCGAGGUUGUACAUCGAUAGGGAGUAAGAAUAGCCAUGAUUAUUGUGGUGAUGACAUGGCGGUAAGUUAUUCAUAAUUGUGAGCUUGGUGAAGCUGUCUUUGAGUUCUAUACGAAGAGGUAUUUCAUUUGUAAUUUUUUUUGAGUUUGUUGUUUAUGGUUUUUAUAAUAGUAACAUGUAUAUGCCUAUAGUUGAGUUAUCUACAUUGUGGGAGUCAAUUUGUUUUGCUUUGUUAUUCAAGAAAAUUAAGCAACUAAAGAGCAUGCUUACUCCAGCUGAGUUGAACGUUAUUGUGAAUGAUAUGGGUUGCCUUUGUUUUA